AUGAAGUUAAUCUUACUAGCAAUUGUCACGUUAUUACCUUUAGCGCUCAGUUCUGCUGCUCUGAAAGCAUCGAAUGGGUACAUGAAGAUAGAUUUUAACAUCGAGUAUUCCAAACGAAACCUUUCAACAACUAAACUUCUUGGCAGAGAUGGUAAUUAUGGACUGCUAGAAGUGUACGAGCAAGCAUAUUACAAUUGCGAUCUCCAGGUGGGCUCAAACAAGCAACAUAUUACUGUUUGUUUAGAUACCGGUUCCUCUGAUUUUUGGGUAAUGGCCAGCGAUGUUAAAUGUUACAAAUUCAAGCGGGACUUUUCAUUAUUUGCCAGAAAUCAGUUGAACUUAGCCAAAAAGGAUCAAGUCAGUGGCUCCUCGAGUACCCAUUCCGGAGUUUCAACUUAUCAAGCUGAAGAUCAGGGUAACACCUAUUUUGGUGAAGCAUCUCCGACAUCCUGGUAUGGACCACUAGAAACCUGGUGUACUACACUUGGCAGUUUUGCAACUGAUGAGUCAACUUCUUUCCACAACAAUGACACUUACCCCUUCUACAUCGAAUACAUCAUGGGAAAUUUUGCUUAUGGAACAUGGGGGACUGACACGGUGGAAAUAAUGGGAUUUACUGUUCCUGACGUAAGUGUUGCCGUUGUCAACUCCACUAACAGCAUUCAAGGUGUUCUUGGUAUAGGGUUAUCUAGUUUAGAAUUCACAUAUCGUGACUUUGGAUACCAGUAUGCCAACCUUCCAAUGCGUUUGAAGGCCGAAGGCAUUACCAAAAAGAAUAUGUACUCAUUGUUCUUGAAUGAGGUGGGUGCCAAAGGGACGGUUCUUUUCGGAGCAGUAGACCACGCAAAGUAUACUGGCACGCUUCAAACUCUUCCUCUUAUCAACUUGUAUCCACAAAUUUAUGAACACCCUUCUGAGUUCAUGGUCUUGUUGAACAGCAUAACAUUGGAAGGAGCAAGUUUCAAUCAAACUAUUACAAGCGUAACAAUUCCGGGAGUGUUGGAUUCUGGUUCUCCUGUCAGUUCUUUCACAAGGCCGCUUUUCAACCGGUUUCGACAAACUUUCAACGCUGAAGAUAUGGGAACAUGGUACAAAGUUGACUGCAACUACAAUACUGAAAGUAUGAAUCUAUUCUUCGACAUUUCCGGCAUUCAAAUUAAAGUUCCGAUGUCUGAGUUCAUCGUCAGAUGGAAUGGGGUUUGCUACCUUAAUAUUGAGGAAGUUCCUGAUCCUAUUGGCGAUGAAGUGCCCUCUAUUGUCUUAGGAGAUAACAUCCUCCGAAGUGCUUACGUUGUAUAUGAUUUGGAUGACUACGAGGUUCUGAUCGCCCAGGUAAAGUAUUCAGACGACGAAGAUAUCGAGGUUGUCACUCUGGCUAUCCCACUGGCAGUACGAGCACCCUCUUAUUCGGAGCUGACCUAUGACACUGCCGCUACUGAUUCAGGUACUGUCUCAGUAGCUCCCUUGUCAGUAGCAGUAACUGCCUCCAGUUCACAGACUCAUCGUGUAUCCAACGAAAUUUCACAGACUGAUCAUAUUUCCAACGGAAUUUCACAAACUGACGAAUAUUCAGAGUGGAAUUUGGAGUCUGAUGAUUAUUCAGAAGUGAGUUUAGAGACUGGAUACAAUUGGACAUUAAUGACUGAAGACUCCAAUUGGACAGAUUUUUACAAUUCGGACUUCGAAUACUCGACGGAAGAUUGGGAAAGUUUAUUCUCUUAUACUCCAUUUUCAUACAGCACAAUUCUGUACAGCCUGUCGCUGUUCCCUACCUUCCCAACGUCCAUGAAUACCGGGACAACAACGGACGCCCCCAAACCCCACAGAAACUCGGCCAUGAAAUCAUUACGUUUCGAAUAUUCGCUUGCAUUGAUUCUUGGACUUUUGGUGUUCACUUUUGUUGAGUUUGUAUAG
This is a messenger RNA of Sungouiella intermedia, 1914 nucleotides long. NCBI's taxonomy places the organism in Eukaryota, Fungi, Ascomycota, Pichiomycetes, Serinales, Metschnikowiaceae. The record is from the annotation of a GenBank genome assembly.